AUGGUUGUCGUAGAAAACAAUAACCUUUCGGGAAUGAUACCAGCAUGGAUUGGCGAAAGCCUAGCCGACUUGGAGAUUCUACGCUUACACUCCAACGAGUUCAAUGGAAUCAUACCUUUGUCCCUGUGCAAUCUAGCCUCCAUUCAUGUUUUGGACCUUUCACACAACAAUAUUUCAGGAGCCUUGCCACAUUGCUUUUACAACAUCUCAGUUUUGGCUGGUGAUAUUACAACAGAAAUUAUUUGGUUGGCGAAAUUCCAGAGUAUAACAAGUAUGACUGAGUUGAAAUCCCUCAACUUGUCAAGAAACCAUAUGAGGAGAAAGCUUCCUGCAGACGUUGGUAACAUGAAGAUGUUGGAAUCUCUUGAUUUGUCAAGAAACAUUUUAUCUGGCAACAAUCCUGCAACUUUUUUGAGAUUAAACUUUCUUGGAGUGCUGGACGUAUCGCACAACCAAUUGUCAGGAAGAAUUCCACCAGGCACCCAACUUCAAAGUUUUAAUGCUUCUGCAUAUACCGGAAAUCUUGCACUUUGCGGACCACCUUUGAUAGCAAAUUGCUCAGGAAAUGGAACAACUCAAGCUGAUGAUAUCAAGGAACAUAAUAAUGAUGGUCUCAUAAACCUGGGAUUCCUUAUCAGUGUUGGGAUUUAUUAG
Argentina anserina (silverweed cinquefoil) is the source of this 654-nucleotide messenger RNA. RefSeq names its product receptor-like protein EIX2. Lineage: Eukaryota; Viridiplantae; Streptophyta; Magnoliopsida; Rosales; Rosaceae. The transcript is spliced from 2 exons. Gene Ontology annotation, molecular function: protein binding. Bases 1 to 654 code for a protein of 217 amino acids. The record is from RefSeq and is a predicted model, not a curated record.